Amphimedon queenslandica is the source of this 1163-nucleotide messenger RNA. RefSeq lists its product as uncharacterized. Lineage: Eukaryota; Metazoa; Porifera; Demospongiae; Haplosclerida; Niphatidae. The record is from RefSeq and is a predicted model, not a curated record. Bases 119 to 1102 code for a protein of 327 amino acids. Gene Ontology annotation, biological process: phosphatidylcholine biosynthetic process. The transcript is spliced from 6 exons.
UGUCUUGUGGAACGAACGUGAUGUCUUUAGAACGUGUACAUGGCGUGGUGCAACUGUGUGUGAUCUCUAAAGAACAAGAAAUGGCUUGCUAGUCCUUUAGACAAAGAGGAAGUCAAAAAUGGGUGUUAUUGGCACAAAUAAAAUGCAAAAAGGCGACGUUCUAAUGAAUUUUGAGCUCCAAGAUGAUGACCUUGAGGAGAUUGCUAAAAUCAGAAAACUCGGCAACGUCACAGCUGAUAAGCUGACCUUUACACUCCUCUUAGGUGGAGCUCUGGUAGAUGCUUUCAUUGCUGGAUAUUUGCCCCAGUACUUCUACUAUUGGCAUACACUGAAAUACCUCGUUUUGAUGCCCAUCCGCUGGUUUCAUUACAAACAGAAAAGACAUCAUUACUUCCUUCUUGACUUUUGCUACUACACUAACACCUUGCUCCUCAUUUAUUUUUGGUCUCCCUGGCAACCCAAUUGGCUCUUCCCAACAGUGUUUGUGUUCUCUCAUGGUCCUUUGCUAUUUGCGACUGUUAUAUGGAGGAACUCAAUAGUACCUCACUCUCUUGAUAGAAUGACAUCAGUAUUCAUACACUUAUCACCUGCCUUAACCACUUGGGGUACAAGAUGGUAUUCAAGUGUUAAGCAGGAGUUCUCACUCUGUGCUCAGCCAACAGAGCCAGGUCCAAAUGGCUGCAAUCACAUUGGAUUGAGGGAACUUGUAACAGGUCCGCUUGUCUUUUAUUUAGUGUGGAUGCUACUCUACAUUCUCGUGGUGCAAGUGUGGAGGAAAGAGAGAGUAAGGAAGAGGAGCUAUGCUACUAGUGUUACUUGGAUGACAGAGAGCACUAAGAAAGGCUUUCUGUACCAUUUGUUCAGCAUUUGUGGAAAAAGAUAUUUAAAAAUCUUUUACUUUGCAUGGCUCACUGUUUAUACAUGGGUGGGCUUAUUAUCUGCUUUUCUCUCCUACCAUUGGAUGGAGUUUGGAACGAUCAUAAUGGCUUUUAUAGUUCUCAUUGUAUGCUAUAAUGGAGCAAGUUUCUAUCUGAAAGUCAAACAACAUAGUGAUUAUAAGGGGAAACUGAGCAAUGACAAUAACAUCAAGGAAAAAGGAUAACAAUUUUAAUCAACCUGAAAAUAAUAUUUACAAUAAUAAUAAAUUAUUUAUUUUAUGUAGC